GUUCCUCUGAGCGUCACACCCGCUGUGAGUUCGCUCGGUGAGCGGAGGAUUUACCGGGACUUUGUGGCGGUUUGAGCGCUUUAAAGGAGGAUGAAGACGUUGGUGAUGUUCCUGGUGCUCCUGAACGUUUCCCAGCAUGCCUCAGCUGUGGAGCUGUAUGAGGGGGACUCCUUCAUCCUGCCCUGUGAAUUUCACACUUUUGACCUGAGAGACCCCUCAGUGUUGUGGAGCCGCUCUGACCUCAGUCCUCCAACCGUCCACCAGCGUCAGCUCCAAGGAGACGAACUGAAAGAGCAGAACCAGCGUUACAGCGGCCGAACAUCCAUGAAGACUGACGCUCUGGAGACUGGAGACCUCAGCCUGAAGCUGACCGACCUCCAACUGUCUGACAGCGCCACCUACACCUGCUCUGUUAGAGAAUAUGGACGUGAACUGAGUCAGAGUGAUGUACAGCUGCAGGUCAAAGAACGGUUUCCAUCCUGGGCCAAAGCUCUCCUGGUUCUCCUGGUUCUUCUGGUGGUUUCUGGAGGUCUUUUAUUUCAUUUCCGGCAGCACUUCAUGUCAGGUUACAAGGUGGAGGUGGAUUCAGGGGUGGAGUCUGUCCAUCUGCCCUGUAAAACUAUAGUUCACCUGCCCAAAGGCACUAAGGUGGAGUGGAAGGACGGAGACAGCAGGAAGGUCCACGUGUAUCAGAGCAGCUCUGAGCAGCCUGAAGAACAGCACGACUUUUACAGAGGACGAACAAAGAUGGAGAGAAACCUGCUGAAACCUGGAGACCUCAGUCUGACCCUGAAACACCCCACAGACACACACACCUACACCUGCACCGCCUACAACAAGAGGGGAGACAUCCUGAUGGAGAAACAAGUGCAGCUGACAGUCAGAGUUUCCCAGCAUGCCUCAGCUGUGGAGCUGUAUGAGGGGGACUCCUUCAUCCUGCCCUGUAAGUUGCCCACUUUUAGACUGAGAAACCCCUCAGUGGAGUGGAGCCGCUCUGACCUCAGUCCUCCAACCGUCCACCAGCUUCAAGGAGACGAACUGAAAGAGCAGAACCAGCGUUACAGCGGCCGAACAUCCAUGAAGACUGACGCUCUGGAGACUGGAGACCUCAGCCUGAAGCUGACCGACCUCCAACUGUCUGACAGCGCCACCUACACCUGCUCUGUUAGAGACCGUAUGUAUGGCUACAACAGACUGGGAGAGGUACAGCUGCAGGUCAAAGAACGGUUUCCAUCCUGGGCCAAAGCUCUCCUGGUUCUCCUGGUUCUUCUGGUGGUUUCUGGAGGUCUUUUAUUUCAUUUCCGGCAGCACUUCAUGUCAGGUUACAAGGUGGAGGUGGAUUCAGGGGUGGAGUCUGUCCAGCUGCCCUGUAAAACUAUAGUUCACCUGCCCAAAGGCACUAAGGUGGAGUGGAAGGACGGAGCCAGCAGGAAGGUCCACGUGUAUCAGAGCAGCUCUGAGCAGCCUGAAGAACAGCACGACUUUUACAGAGGACGAACAAAGAUGGAGAGAAACCUGCUGAAACCUGGAGACCUCAGUCUGACCCUGAAACACCCCACAGACACACACACCUACACCUGCACCGCCUACAACAAGAGGGGAGACAUCCUGAUGGAGAAACAAGUGCAGCUGACAGUCAGAGUUUCCCAGCAUGCCUCAGCUGUGGAGCUGUAUGAGGGGGACUCCUUCAUCCUGCCCUGUCAGUUUAACACUUUUCUACUAGACAGACCCUCAGUGUUGUGGAGUCGCUCUGACCUCAGUCCUCCAACCGUCCACCAGCGUCAGCUCCAAGGAGACAAACUGAAAGAGCAGAACCAGCGUUACAGCGGCCGAACAUCCAUGAAGACUGACGCUCUGGAGACUGGAGACCUCAGCCUGAAGCUGACCGACCUCCAACUGUCUGACAGCGCCACCUACACCUGCUCUGUUAGAGAAUAUGGAGAUGAACUGAGUCAGAGUGAUGUACAGCUGCAGGUCAAAGAACGGUUUCCUUCCUGGGCCAAAGCUCUCCUGGUUCUCCUGGUUCUUCUGGUGGUUUCUGGAGGUCUUUUAUUUCAUUUCCGGCAGCACUUCAUGUCAGGUUACAAGGUGGAGGUGGAUUCAGGGGUGGAGUCUGUCCAGCUGCCCUGUAAAACUAUAGUUCACCUGCCCAAAGGCACUAAGGUGGAGUGGAAGGACGGAGACAGCAGGAAGGUCCACGUGUAUCAGAGCGGCUCUGACCAGCCUGAAGAACAGGACCAGGCUUACAGAGACCGAACGAAGAUGAAUGAAGACCUGCUGAAAACUGGAGACCUCAGUCUGACCCUGAGACUCCCCACAGAUGGAGACAACUGGACCUACACCUGCACCGUCUACAGCAGGGAGGGAAACAUCCUGCUGAGGAAACAGGUGAAGCUGAGAGUCAGAGUCCCCCAGGUGGAGGUGGAGGACGGGGUGGAGUCUGUCCAGCUGCCCUUCACAACCACACUUCACCUGCCUCAAGACGCUAAAGUGGAGUGGGUGGAUGAUGGAGACAACAACACCUACACCUGCACCGUCUACAGCAGGGAGGGAAACAUCCUGCUGAGGAAACAAGUGCAGCUGAGAGUCAGAGUGUCCGUGAAGGUCUCUGCUGCCGUAGAUCCUCUGAACUGUGACAGAGGUCUCACUCUGGAGGAAACUCUCAGCACUUUCCAGCAGCUCCUCCAUCAUGGAGGACGUUCCCUCACUGGAACAGGUGGAGGAGAGAGGAGAGGAAGCACAGGUGGAGGCUCUGAGGAAGAGGAGCGUUCUCACAUUGGUCUUCCUACAACAACACCUUGA
This is a messenger RNA of Archocentrus centrarchus (flier cichlid), 2802 nucleotides long. RefSeq lists its product as uncharacterized. Gene Ontology annotation, cellular component: external side of plasma membrane. Lineage: Eukaryota; Metazoa; Chordata; Actinopteri; Cichliformes; Cichlidae. Gene Ontology annotation, biological process: T cell costimulation; positive regulation of T cell proliferation; negative regulation of T cell proliferation. The record is from RefSeq and is a predicted model, not a curated record. Bases 91 to 2802 code for a protein of 903 amino acids. The transcript is spliced from 13 exons.